Diaporthe amygdali is the source of this 2379-nucleotide messenger RNA. RefSeq names its product beta-glucosidase. Bases 1 to 2379 code for a protein of 792 amino acids. The transcript is spliced from 4 exons. Gene Ontology annotation, molecular function: polygalacturonase activity. The record is from RefSeq and is a predicted model, not a curated record. Lineage: Eukaryota; Fungi; Ascomycota; Sordariomycetes; Diaporthales; Diaporthaceae.
AUGCGAGCCUGGGUGCAAAUUCUUCUUGGAGCCUUGCUCAUCAGAGCGGUCGGUGCGUAUUGGAUGGAGGAUGUUCAACACCAAGGCAAGGCUUCUUUCAACCCCGACCCGAACUACCAGGUCUUUCGGAACGUGAAGGACUUCGGAGCAAGAGGGGAUGGCGUCACGGACGACACUGCAGCCAUCAACGCUGCAAUCAACGCUGGAGACCGCUGCGGAUUUGGUGGUACUUGUCAGGGCACAACGACCUCUCCCGCCACUGUUUACUUUCCUGCUGGAACUUACAAGGUCUCGUCGCCUAUCCUGCAAACCUACUACACCCAUCUUGUCGGCGAUCCGACCUCCAUGCCCACCAUUAAGGCCGCCGCCGACUUCGCUGUUGCAGGAGGAACCAGCAUAGUUAUUGAGUCAAAUCAAUACACCACCAGGGGUCGUCUCUCUUACGGCGCCACCAACGUGUUCUUUCGCCAAAUCCGGAAUCUGGUCAUUGAUACCACAUCCAUCCCGAACAAGACCUACGCUGUCCAUUGGCCGUCAUCUCAGGCGACCUCAAUACAGAACGUUGUCUUUUCAUUGUCACAAGCACCCGACAAUCUACACACAGGGAUCUUCAUGGAAGAAGGAAGUGGUGGCCUUCUUUCCGACCUGGUCUUCUACGGAGGUCAAUACGGUGCUCAGUUCGGUAACCAACAAUACACGACACAAAACCUAACCUUUGUCAACUGCCAAACAGCGAUCUUGCAGCUAUGGGACUGGUUUUGGGUAUACAGAGACAUCACCAUUGCGAAUUGCGGGGUGGGCAUUAACAUGACUGCCGCCUCGGUUGGCUCUGCGGUCAUCAUGGACAGCUUUUUCUACAACGUCUCCAAAGGCAUUGUGAGCUCUAGAAGCGGCGCCGGCGCGGGUGAAACACCCGGUCAGGGGACAUUAGUGAUGGAAAACGUCGGGUUCAGCAACGUCCAAACGAUCUUUCAAGGACUUAACAGCACUCUGCAGGCGGCUCCAGGAUAUAACGGAUCUUUAGUCACCGGCAUGAUUCUCGGCAACGUGUACACCCCUGGUGGACCUGACUUUGUGUUCGCGGGGCUCAACGACUGGUUUCCUACCCCUUCUAUCCUCAAGGAAGGCAGCAAGUACUACAAGCGGUCCAAACCUCAGUACGAAGACAAGCCCUCCAAUUGUUUUGUCUCGGCUCGUACAUUCGGUGCCAAGGGCGACGGUGUGACGGAUGAUACGGCCGCCCUCACGUCCUUCUUCGCGUACCUAUCCCAGUCCUUCAAUCAGGGCAUUGUUGGUUUUGUCGAUGCGGGAUACUACAAAGUCACAGAUACAGUCCAUAUCCCGCCAAACACUCGAAUCGUGGGCGAGGCUCUAGCAUCAGUCAUCAUGGGGUCCGGUGUCAACUUUUCAAGCAUGGAUGACCCACGCCCGGUUGUCCAAGUCGGCAAGCCAGGGGAUUUUGGCUAUAUCGAAUGGAGUGACAUGAUCGUCUCAACGCAAGGACCAACUUCUGGCGCUGUACUAAUAGAGUACAACCUAUCUGGAUGUUCAGGCUGCCAGGAGCCAUCUGGCAUGUGGGAAGUUCAUAUUCGCGUCGGCGGCUUUGCCGGCUCGGAACUCCAGAUAGCAGAAUGUCCGACAACUCCUGACCAAGAGAAUUCUAUCAACAGCAAUUGCAUCGCUGCCUACCUUGGUAUGCAUAUUACAGCCCAAGCCAACGAUCUAUACAUGGAGAACAACUGGAAUUGGGUCGCUGACCAUGAUAUCGAGGAUCUUAACAGCACUCAAGUCUCAAUUUACGGCGGUCGGGGUCUCCUCAUUGAGUCCGAGGGUGGUCGCAUCUGGGCAGUCGCUUCAAGCGUCGAGCACUGGACUCUCUAUCAGUACCAGCUCAUCAACACUCAGAACAUCUGGAUGGGUCAAAUCCAGACGGAGACACCCUACUACCAACCCAAUCCGCGCGCUCCUUACCCCUUUGCUGAUAAGGACACGGCGCUGCAUGACCCGGACUUCCAGUCUGACUGUGUCACUCUGGACCAGAGCUACAUUCCAGGUUCUAACAUCACUGCUCCUUGCGAAAUGGCAUGGGCUCUGCGCAUCAUCGACUGCAGCAAUGUCGUUAUAUAUGGUGCGGGGCUCUACAGCUUCUUCAACAAUUACAGCACCUUGUGCAGUGAUGGACCGAAGAACGCGCAGAGAAAGUGCCAAUCUAGACUCGUUUGGAUCGAGGACGACAAAGGUACCUCGGAGAAUGUUACCAUUUACGACCUCAACACAAUCGGCACCAUCAGCAUGGUGACGAACAACGGCACUGAAGCCGUCCUAUGGUCUGAUAAUUGGAGCGUCUUUGGGGAGUCGAUCGCACUCUUCAAGCCAUGA